Rattus norvegicus (Norway rat) is the source of this 6598-nucleotide messenger RNA. It is a transcript of the gene Zfp507, whose product is annotated as zinc finger protein 507. The record is from RefSeq and is a predicted model, not a curated record. Gene Ontology annotation, cellular component: nucleus. Lineage: Eukaryota; Metazoa; Chordata; Mammalia; Rodentia; Muridae. Gene Ontology annotation, biological process: regulation of transcription by RNA polymerase II.
CCUGACCCGCUCGCCGCUCACGUGAUCAGUCUCAGCGCCGCCAUCUUGGAGCCACGGCCGAGGAGGGGGCAAAAAGGGGAAAAGAGAGGGAAAAGAGUCGGGAGCGAGGCGGACGAGGCUGGAUUGUGAAUAUUGAUCCAGGAGACUAUCAAUUUCAGAAAUUGAUUGGAAAGACACUGGCUCUGCCACUAACAGCCAUGUAACCUUGGAUAUGGAAGAAAGCAGCAGCAUUGCCAUGUUGGUGCAAGAGAUUGGAGAACAGGAGGCUGUGUUAACUGCUGAAGGAGUCCUCAGCCCUUCCUCAGAAGCUGACCAACAAAGAAAACCUAAAGCAGAUCCAUUGGUCCAUGUCAUCCAGAAGUUAAGCAAGAUAGUGGGGCACGAAAAGUCACAAAAAUGUCUUCUGAUUGGGAAAAAGCGCCAACGCCCAAGUGAGAUACCACACUCUCUUGAGAGGGUAGAGAACUGUGAGAUCCCAGCUAAAGCAGCCGGGCCCCCUGCUGCUGGGGUUAGGGAAGCCGAGAUGUCACAGGCCUGUCCCACCCUUGCCGCCAAUGACGGGAAGACUAUGUCCUACCAGUGUAGCCUUUGUAAGUUCCUGUCGCCAUCCUUUUCUGUGCUGAAAGAGCACGUCAAGCAGCACGGGCAGCAGCACGACGUGAUGCUCAUGUGCUCAGAGUGCCACGCCACCUCCAGAAGCCAGCAAGAGCUGGAAGCGCAUGUGGUGAGUGAGCAUGAGAACAGUGCCAGCAGCCAUGCCCGCCAAGGAGCCACAGAAAGAAAGAGUGAGACCUUGGUGGACAUUCCAGUGAACGUGGGCAGCCCACAGACCCAUGCUGUCCAGAGUGCAGCUGUGGCAGAGACGGGGCGGAGGAAGUGGUAUGCAUAUGAACAGUACGGCAUGUACCGGUGCUUGUUCUGCAGCUAUACCUGUGGCCAGCAGCGGAUGUUAAAGACACAUGCUUGGAAACAUGCAGGGGAAGUUAACUGUUCCUAUCCAAUCUUUGAGAAUGAAAAUGAGCCCCUUGGUCUUCUGGCUUCUUCUGUGUCUGCUGCACCUGGUGGGGUUGAUGCAGUCGUCAUUGCUAUUGGGGACAGCGAACUCAGCAUCCACAAUGGGCCAUCUGUACAAGUACAGAUUUGCAGCUCCGAACCACCAUCGUCUUCAUCUCCUUUAGAACAGAGCACAGAGGAGGGAGUACACCUACGCCAGGCAGUCACCCUGGACUCUAACGAGGAAGAAAUGCUGGAGGUGAUGUCUGAUUCUGAGGAGAAUCUGUUUGCUGAUAGUUUGCUCUCUUCGGCACAGAAAAUCAUUAGCAGUAGCCCAAACAAAAAAGGUCACGUGAACGUCAUUGUGGAACGUUUGCCAAGUGCUGAAGAAACCCUCCCGCCAAAACAUUUCCUCAUGAAUGCUGAAAUGGAAGAGGGGAAGAGCCCGAGCCCCGCCGAAGCUCAGACUGGGUGUGGAGGAGCAGGAACUAUGUACCAUGCUGAUAAGUGUACUGUUGAUAUCGGGGGGUUGAUCAUCGGCUGGAGCAGUGCAGAGAAGAAAGACAGUGAGCUAAGUAAGGGCCUGGCUCCUGAUGAGAAUGCCCCACCAGGACGGAGAAGGACAAAUUCUGAGUCUCUCAGGCUGCACUCCUUAGCUGCAGAAGCCCUUGUCACCAUGCCAAUAAGAGCUGCUGAACUAACAAGAGCCAGCCUUGGGCACUAUGGGGACAUAAACCUUUUAGAUCCAGACACUGGACAAAGGCAGGUCAGUGGUCCAUUGGCAACAUACUCAAAAAAAAUCAUGUCUCCUCUUAAGAACUCUUCAGAUGGAGGAACAAGUUUUAACCAAAGCAAUUCCACUGUGGUAGCUCUCCCAGAGGGAAGGCAGGAAUUGUCAGAUGGGCAAGUUAAGACAGGCAUCAGUAUGUCCCUUCUUACUGUAAUAGAAAAACUGAGAGAAAGGACAGACCAGAAUGCAUCAGAUGAUGACAUUUUGAAAGAGUUGCAGGACAAUGCCCAGUGUCAGCCCAACAGCGAUGGGAGUUUGUUGGGGUCCAACGUGGUGGAAUACAUCCCAGAUGCCGAGCGGCCCUACCGAUGCCGCCUGUGCAACUACUCGAGUGGCAACAGGGGCUACAUCAAGCAGCACCUGCGUGUCCAUCGGCAGAGGCAGCCUUACCAGUGUCCUAUCUGUGAGCACAUAGCUGAGAACAGCAAAGACUUGGAAAGCCACAUGAUCAACCACUGUAAAACCAGAAUACACCAAUGUAAGCAGUGCAAAGAAUCUUUCCAUUACAAGAGCCAACUGAGGAAUCAUGAGAGAGAGCAGCACUGCAUGCCCAACACCUUGUCAGUAGCUUCGAAUGAGCCAAGAAUUUCCCGUGAUGCCACCGAUGGAAAGUGUGUUCAGGAAGGGAACAAGUCUUCAACCCAGAAACAGUAUAGGUGUGAUGUGUGUGAUUACACAAGUACAACAUAUGUCGGUGUCAGGAACCACAGACGAAUCCAUAACUCAGAUAAGCCAUACAGGUGCUCCUUGUGUGGGUAUGUGUGCAGCCACCCCCCUUCCUUGAAGUCACACAUGUGGAAACAUGCAAGUGACCAGAACUACAACUAUGAGCAAGUUAACAAGGCCAUCAACGAUGCAAUCUCACAAAGUGGCAGAGUUCUGGGGAAAUCCCGUGGGAAACCGCUCUUAACCAGCAGUGAAGAGAGAACUGGCCCUACCACAGGCAGUCCAGAAAACUUGGUGUCCUCCUCGGAGCUCAGUUCCCAACUGCCUGGUGACGGUAUCGACGCCAGCGAACUUGAGAAACUGAACCCCACAGGCAGCAGCUCUGACAUCUCAGGAAGGAGCUGCAGCUUGGCUACUCCAGGCACUGAGUACUGCGUGUUGCUCUUCUGCUGCUGCAUCUGUGGCUUUGAGUCAACCAGCAAGGAGAGCCUCCUGGAUCACAUGAAGGAACAUGAGGGGGAGAUUGUCAGCAUCAUCCUGAACAAGGACCACAGCACAGCCCUGAAUGCCAACUAGCUAGGAGCAUGUGGGAGGGCCACUCUGAACCGCAGCUUACCCUCAGCGCCAUCACGAGCUCAUGAGACAUGGAAGAAGCGGUGGUGUGGGUGAUAUUCGGUGCAGAGUAAGGAGACAGAGCUAUAACCCUGUGUGAGCCCCUGGUGCCCCCUUGGUAGUGUCACUGUUUAUUGUUAAAAGCAAGCAAGCUCUGCAGAGCCACACUGGUCAGCUCUACAGUGGCCGGGCUCUGAUGAGGAAAGUGGCAAAUGGGAAGGGGCAGUUCCCACUGUUGCCAGGAUGGGCAGUAGGGAGAGGGAGGGUAACUUCCCUGUCUCCAGAGAGCAAUGGAGUGAGGAAUGGGCUUCAUAAACCUUUUCCUUGUGUUGAUAGGGAUUCAUCACAGACUCAAUGUAGGGCGUGGUCCUUCACUCCCUAAAAAAGAAGAGAGAUACCCAAAUCACUCCUGGAUUAUAAACAUUUGGGAAGUAAAUUAUUGUUUCAAAUUCACAGUGACUCCACACAAGACUCAGACCAAAUUUCAGGUUCACAGAAAUGGGUGAUUGAUUUCUCAGAGGUCAGUGUGAACAAACAGAGCCCACUUCUCCAGUUACACAGCUCCACACACCUUCACCGCCAGCAGUAGUCUGACGGCCUCCUCAAGCAGGACGGAGACUACUACGCACCACCGUCCUUGAGCUGGGUGCUCACCUGCUACCCAAGCACACUGUAGCCUGCGAGGCAAAGGAAGAAGCUCUGGGGAGGCUGGGCGUGGUGGGGCAGACUAAAGUCCACAGGUGUGGCUUCUGAGCAGGGACUCCAGGUUUGAGGCUAACCUGGGUUAGCAGGACUGGGCCUCCUGAGGUUAGAAAGAUCACUUGGAGAAUGAAAGCUGAAAGUCAGCUGCCUCAAAAGUAGCACAUCUGUUAAGGUUUUCUCUACUUAGACUUUAUGAGUUUGGUUAUAUUUAACAGAACAACCCAGGUGACUAAAGAAUGGUAAAACUUCAGUCUGUUUUAAUAAGAGACUGGUAUAGUUCACAUAGUCAGGAGGCAGUGGAUUUGAGAGUUUGAGGCUAGCCUGGUCUACAUAGCAAGUUCCAGGCUAACUAAGGCUUCAAAGUGAGAUCUUGUCUCAAAACCUAAACAAAAUAAUUUUUAAAAGGACUGGAGAGAUGACUUAGCAGUUAAGAGCACUGGUUGCUCUUCCUAAGGAUCCAGGAUUGACUCCCAGUAACCAUAUGGUGGCUUACAAGCAGUUCCGGGGGAUCUGGUACACUCUGGCCUCAUCAGGCGUCAAGCACACAUGUGGUACACAGACAUAAUUCAGAGUCCAUUUGUUAGUGUGCAAGAAAAUACUCUGAGAAACUAGCUCAGUAUAUGUGUGCUGAAGUUCGCAUCACACAUAGGUGACCCCGUGAGUCCCAUGGUUUGUGCCGUCAUUACUGCUGAGGGUGAGGCAGACAGGGUGACAUCAUUACUGCUGAGGGUGAGGCAGACAGGGUGACAUCAUUACUGCUUCCUUACAGUAGACUCUGCAGUGCUGUGAAUGCAGGUGGUCUUCACACACUCAGAGGCAAGGGGGCAGCUCAUGGAAGGACAGAGUCGGUGGGUACUGACAAGCUUUACAGCUUGUCCCCAAGUUGAGGUGUCCGUAAAGUGAGUUACCAGCUUUCCUGUGGUGUUGAGAGCUGUAGCACGGGGCCAGGCGUGUGGAAACUUUCUCACUUGUUUUAUGGUUUUCCACCACUAAUUUUGAUGACACUAUUUAGAGAAAAUUGACUAUAAUUUUGCCACUCUCUGGUUACAGGUAGCUUUUGGGGGGAAGGUGGGAGCAGAGUCUUCCUAUAUAGUCCUGGCUGACCUAGAACUCUUUAUGAAGACCAGGCUGGCCUCAACUCAUAGAAAUCAACUUGCCUCAGCCUCCCAAGUGCUGGGAUUAAAGGCCUGGCCAAUGUAGGCUUAAUUUAUUAGUGAAAGUUAAUUCAUUUCUGAUAUAUGGAUUUUAAUAAAAAAGUGAAUUUAUAGAUACUAAUUCAAUUCCUCUAAAUUUACUCUAUAUGGACUUAAAUGAAUUUUCUCAUAUUUUCACAAUUAAAACAUUUAAAUUUAAUGCCAGAUGUAAAAAAUUUCAUGUUUCCAGUUUUAUCACCCAUUGCUGUUGUAGCCACUAGAUCUGGUUUUCAUUUUGCUGUUAGUCUAAACAGUAAUAGCCUUCACUUAAUUUUCUGUGGCUUUAAUUUUACACAAUUGGUUAAAAAAUAGUAAUCACCCAAAACAUCCUCCCAAUUCAGCAGCGCGGUUCUUCCAAACAUGCUUCUGAGUUCCUUCAAACCACAUGAUUGUGUCACAAGGGUAAACCUCCCCACCCAUGGGGAAAAACUAAUAACCCAAAGGUUCAAAGCCUCCAUCUGUCAUCUGUUCCUAUGAGCUCUCAGGCCUGGACAAGGGAAGUGGCCUGUACCCUGCACAUUCUGCUAGCAUUUGCAGCAAGGCUCUGCCAAGAAGCAAGAUUCAGAAUAACGGAAACAUGUGUGUGGUUGUCAUCACUGACUCUUACCCAGUCAAGGUCACUGCUCAGAGGAUACCGACCACUGCUCGCUAAGCUUUGGCAUGGGAGACUCUGUUUUUUAUCUCUUGUUCUGACCACCUACGCUUCUAAGAGCAAAUGGAGAACACUGCUUUAAAAACACUUAUUUCGGGGCUGGGGAUUUAGCUCAGUGGUAGAGCGCUUACCUAGGAAGCGCAAGGCCCUGGGUUCGGUCCCCAGCUCCGAAAAAAAGAACCAAAAAAAAAAAAAAAAAAAACACUUAUUGCAUUCAGUAAACAAAAGAUAGAGAGGUGGCACUUGUAAUCGUUAUAAUUAACAUUUUGUCCCUGGCUGUGAUCAUAGGACUCUGGCAGGUGCCCUCACCGGCCUGCCAGCCAUGAGCCCAUUCACUUUAUCUGUGGCCCAUCCACAGGCAGCGAUACCAGCUGAAGCUUCUGCCCUGAACCUGUCUGAGUUACCAUUGGUGGCUUUGUAGUUACUGUUUUCUCCCUCACAGAGCAACCGUGAGCAUCAUGUUUACAUCACAUCUGUGCAGCAUAGUGGCCUGGACACAGAUGAGCAGGCUUCUUCGUUUCUCAGUUUCAUAAGCACUUAUUUAAUCCGUUUUUUUUAAAUUGUGCAGCAAGGUGCUCAAAGUAAUAGUAUAUAAAUAUAUUUAAUAGAAACUUGAGUUUGACAUUCAUGGGCAUAAAUAAAUGUAUUUUUUUUUUUAAAGAAAUAAGUAUUGUGUAACACUAUGGCUUUGCUUCUGUAGCCCAAGUAGAGAAACUUCUGGAACACCAUGUAAAAAAGCAAGAGUUGAUUCUGACGCUGAUUCUUUAAAACUGGAUGAUUGGUAUUUGGUGAUAUCCUGUUGCACAUCAAGCUGCAAGCCUUGUCUGUGGUAGAGCAGGCCACCUGUUUAGAAGAGAGCAGCUCUCUCUCUGGCACCUCUUAAUUUCCAGAACUGUCCAAAAGUAGAGUAAUUUAUUUUGCUUUACAGGAGUUUGUCAUGUAUUGACUUAUAUAUUGUAUUUUGGUAAUAAAUUUCUUUUGUUAAAAACA